GGAACUAAAGAACAUACAGGACAAGACUGAAGAUGUAUUUUCAUUACUUAAUCUGCCUCUGGAUUCCGCUCUCCUUUAGUGUCUCUGAAAUCCAUAACCCAUGCCAUAAAAUCUGCUUCUGCACAGAAGGGGCAAUGUUUGUGAACUGUUCAGGAGUCAAUGUCAGCUCCAAUCUCAUUUUUCCUCCGGAGGCAGAACACUUGGAUCUGUCAAACAGUCAGUUACAUUUUGUUCCAAGCAAAGGUCUCAGAUCCCUGUGGAAGUUACGGGUUCUCCUUCUGAGUGACAACUACAUCAGGAGAGUUGAAGAGAGAGCGUUCAUCUCCCUGGAGAGACUCCAUAAGCUUGAUAUUGGUAGAAAUGAGAUCUCCUUUCUUGGAAACAGCUUUUCAUUGGGUCUCGUUAGUCUCUAUGAACUCACUUUGGCCUACAAUAGGCUGCAGGAGCUACAGUACAAGAACUUCAAGCACUUUGAAAGUCUUCAGAAGCUCAAUUUGCAAAAUAAUAAUAUAUCAUUGAUAGAAACGGGUGCAUUCCGCAGUCUCACCUGCUUGAGGCAACUUUGUCUUCAGAAUAAUCACCUUCGUAACCUCAACAAUGGAGAUUUUUCUAUGCUGCAACACUUAGAAGUUUUGAACUUGGAGGGCAACAGAAUCAAAACCAUUGGCCCUGGAGUCUUUACUUCUUUAAGCAGCCUCACAACACUUAACCUGGUGCACAACCAAAUUGAACAUAUUCGAUUCAAGACAUUGUUAUCUCUCCAGACCUCUGGAACUCACAUCUUGCUCUCGGACAAUCCAUGGUUUUGUGACUGUGACCUUCAGAGGGUUUUUGCUAAGCUGCACAGUGUCAGGAGGCUGAUCCUAGAUGACUAUCACAAUGUGAGGUGCAUGGAGCCCCAUAUCCUGAGAAACCGUCCUCUGUCAUCUGUGGACAGCCAGCUGUGCAUUGCAGAGACAGUGACGGUUCUUGUCAUAACUUUCACAGUCUUUGUUACUGUGGUAGCUGCCAUUGUCAUGGCUGAAAGGAACAGAAAGAAGAGGACAGGCAAGCACUGGAGUGAGGACAGCAAAGUCUCCUAUGAUGCUCAUAACUGAAGCAGCACAUAUUGAGGGUACCUUUUCGUCUACUUAGAGUUAUGAGGUUUAGUAAUUCCCUUCAGAUUUUGCAUUCUCUCUUUCCUUCCGAGAAGUUUUUGAUUAUUUCCAAAGCAUAGUUCACCAUCACAAGAAGGAGCAGAAAAUGUAGGCAUGUAGCUAUAAAUAUGUACUUUAACAGAGAAAACUGCUCUAGCAAUUCCAGGUUACUAUAAAAAAAUGAAAGUAUGCUACCGUAAUUAUAUUCCUGCUUCCUCCAUUGGAAGAAUGACCCUCGGGGUCCCUUCCAUCUCUAUAAUUCUGUUUCUGGGCUACUUUCAAUAACAGAAGGUGGGCCUAGAGAAACUAGGCGUGUUUAACUAGAUGUGUUAAAUCUCUUCCCUUAAAGAGACUUUUAAUAUUCCAGUGCCUGGCAUAUGUUAUUCUCAUGGAUGCUAGCGUAUUUUACAUUACAUCUUGGUUACAGAUGGAGGAGAAUUCUGCUUGAUUUGCAUUUUUAAGCAAAG
Molecule: messenger RNA, 1603 nt
Organism: Zootoca vivipara (common lizard)
Lineage: Eukaryota; Metazoa; Chordata; Lepidosauria; Squamata; Lacertidae
Cellular component (GO): extracellular matrix
Molecular function (GO): protein binding
Source: RefSeq, a predicted model, not a curated record